ACCGAAGGAGACUGUGUAUGUACCUGUGCAUUAAUCUGUCUAACUACGCUGCCCCUUCAGCCAUCUAUCGACGGAGGGCAUUAGAUAACCAAAGGACUUGACCUAACCUGGAGCAGAAAGGUCAAGUUUUCCGUUUUCCGUGGGUAUGAAGGUGAAUUACAGCUACCACAACAACGCGGUGUGUGUGUGCAUGAUGAGCGGCUGAGGAGGAGGAGGAGAAGAAGGAGGCUGCGGUCUGAAACCAGAUUUUAUCCUGGAUAUUUCGAAACAAACGUCGUGUCGUUCACAUAACGGGGCAGUGUGUCGGUGUAAUAUGUUAUCGUGGGCCCUGCACCGUCUGUCUCCAUCCCCAUUUUGAGGGAGGUUUGACCCGUUUUCUGCCUCCUGAGGAUCCUCCAGCAGCGGGACGUUGAACGUUUUUUCCUCCAGAUAUGGAGUGUGAAGAUGUGGAUUACAGAGGAAUCCCCGCCGCUAGUUUAGCCGCAAUGCUUUCAUUAUACACUUCAAUGCGGUGUGGUGUUUGGCACGAAUAAAGAGAACUAUGAAUACAAAUUUUCUGGCCGGGGGAAUAAAUCGGUGAUUUAGGAGCACGGUUGGACUCCCAUUAGGAAACGUGAGAGAGCUAUCCUGCUAGCCUGUUUGUAGUAGCUAUUAGCUCCAUUAGCCGGCUAACAGCUAAAAGGUGCUGGCUGGAGAUUAAAAGGCGUUUCAAUAAUUCUGACCAGGUUUUACCCACGUUUCCUCCCCCCAACAUAUUUAUUUACAGGAUUUGAGGGGGAUUUACUUCUCCAGGAAUGAGGUCUCGAAUGGAAAGGAGCCGCUUGACCUUGUUUUGGGGUCUGAUGCUGGGUCUGUCGUCCUGCCUCCGGCCCGCCACCGCAGAGAUUUGUGGUCCCAGCAUAGACAUUGGCAACGACAUCAGUGAAUUCAGGCGUCUGGAGAACUGCACAGUGGUGGAGGGCUACUUGCAGAUCCUCCUCAUUGGUGAUAAAAACAACAACAACAUCAACCAGGAAGUCUUCCGCUCCCUCAGCUUCCCCAAGUUGACAAUGAUCACUGACUACCUGCUGCUAUUCCGGGUGUCUGGGCUAGACAGUCUGAGCACGCUCUUUCCCAACCUCACCGUCAUCCGCGGUCGUAACCUCUUCUACAACUACGCCCUGGUGAUCUUUGAGAUGACCAGUCUGAAGGACAUCGGCCUGUACAACCUGAGGAACAUCACCCGUGGUUCCAUUCGUAUUGAGAAGAACCCCGAGCUCUGCUACCUGGACUCCAUAGACUGGUCCCUUAUCAUGGACGCAGAGUUCAACAAUUACAUCGCUGGGAACAAACAGUCCAAGGAGUGCAGUGAUGUUUGUCCAGGCAUCAUGGAGAACAACCCUCAGUGCAGAAAGACCAUGUUCAACAACGACUACAACUACCGCUGCUGGAAUUCCAAUUAUUGCCAGAAAGAGUGCCCACAGAAAUGUGGACGGCGAGCGUGCACAGUGGAUGGUGAGUGCUGCCACUCUCAGUGUCUGGGCAGCUGCACAGUCCCUGGGAGUGACACAGCAUGUGCAGCAUGUGUGCAUUACUACCACCAAGGGCGCUGCGUUGCUGACUGCCCUCAAGGCACCUACAAAUUCGAAGGCUGGCGCUGCAUCAGUGCCGAGCUUUGCUCCAAGGUCCACCUCCCCGACUUCGACAGCUUCAUUAUCCAUGGAGGAGAGUGUAUGCCUGAAUGCCCAUCUGGGUACACGCGCACUGCACCCAACAGUAUGUUCUGUACAGCCUGUGAUGGUCUGUGCGAUAAAGUGUGCGAGGAGAAGGUCAUCGACUCCAUGGAUGCUGCUCAGUCUCUCAAAGGCUGCACUGUUAUCAAAGGCAACUUGCAUAUCAACAUCCGCAGAGGCCACAACAUGGUGGCAGAGCUGGAGAGUUUCACGGGUUUGAUCCAGAGGGUGACGGGUUAUGUGCGGAUCACACAUUCGCACACUCUGAGCUCCCUGGCCUUCCUCCGCAGCCUCAGAUACAUCGAUGGAGAAAACCUCCAGGACGACAUGUAUGCCUUCUCAGCAUUCGACAACCAGCAGCUCCAGUAUCUUUGGGACUGGAAGCAGCACAACCUCACUAUCAAAACAGGAAAGCUGUUUUUUAGAGCCAACCCCAAACUCUGCAUGUCCGAGAUCCGCAACAUGUGGGAGAAGACGGGCAUCCAAGGCCGCUUUGAUGAGAGUGAUUUCCGAAACAACGGCGACAGAGCCAGCUGUGAAAGCACCAUCCUAAAGUUCAGGUCCAACAGCACCAGCAGCACAAGGAUCAAGCUGACAUGGCAACGCUACCGACCUCCCGACUACAGAGACCUCAUCAGCUUUAUCGUCUACUACAAAGAGGCGCCGUACCAGAACAUCACAGAGUUCGAGGGGCAGGAUGGCUGCGGCUCCAACAGCUGGAAUAUGGUGGAUGUGGAGCUGAGGCCUGACAAAGACUCGGACCCUGGAGUUCUGCUGUCCAGCCUGAAGCCGUGGACGCAGUACGCUAUCUUUGUUAAAGCUAUCACACUCAUGGUGGAGGACAAACAUAUGCCAGGUGCCAAGAGCAAGGUGGUCUACAUCCGUACCAGCCCCUCAGCACCCUCCAUGCCUCAGGAUGUGCGAGCAUACUCGAACUCAUCCACACAGUUGGUGGUACGCUGGUCGCCCCCUAUCUCGCCGAAUGGGAACCAGACUUACUACUUAGUAAGAUGGCAGCAACAAGCGGAAGACCGAGAGCUUUAUCAGCACAAUUAUUGCUCUAAAGAGCUGAAGAUCCCAAUAAGGAUUGCUGCCAUAGGGGUGGGAGACCAAGAAGAGGACACCAAGCCCACUAAACCAGACACUGAUGGGGCAGAUAAAGGACCCUGUUGCCCCUGCCCCAAAUCAGUGGAAGACCUAGAGGCCGAAGCUGCUGACGCCUCUUACCGAAAAGUCUUUGAAAACUUCCUGCACAACUCUAUUUUUACACCGAGGCCACCAGAUCGCCGCCGCAGAGAUCUUUUUGGUGUCGCCAACUCCACUCACUCCCGCCGCAACCGACUGCAUGCUAACAGCAGCACUGUCCCUCCUCCUCAUGCCGCUGGCAACAGCAGCACCGCUGACCUGGAGCCAGCUGACCGAGAGUUCGAGUUCAUGGAGCAAUCAGUGACAGAGCGCGAGCUUCAGAUCUCUGGUCUGCAGCCCUUCACAGUUUACCGCAUCGACAUUCAUGCGUGCAAUCGACAGGUCCAGCGCUGCAGCGCGGCAGAAUUUGUCUUCUCCAGAACCAAGCCUGCAGAAAAGGCUGAUGACAUCCCAGGGCCAGUGUCCUGGGAAGGCCACGAGGACUGGGUGUUUCUGCGCUGGCCAGAGCCGCUUCGCCCCAACGGACUCAUCCUCAUGUAUGAGAUCAAGUUUAAACUGGCUUCUGAGACGGAGAAGCACGAGUGUGUAUCUGGUCAAAUGUAUCAGACACAGCGUGGCGUUCGGCUGUCCAACCUCAGUCCAGGAAACUACUCAGUCAGAGUGAGAGCCACGUCACUGGCUGGAAACGGCUCAUGGACUCACCCUCUGGAUCUCUAUGUGGCAGAACGAUAUGAGAAUGUCCUCUACGCGAUGAUCUUUGUUCCAAUCGCCAUUCUCCUCCUCAUCUGCGCUCUGGCAGCAAUGCUGGUUGUCUUCAACAGGAAACGGAACAGUGACCGGCUUGGAAAUGGAGUCCUUUAUGCCUCGGUUAACCCCGAGUACUUCAGCGCUGCAGAAAUGUAUGUACCAGAUGAGUGGGAGGUGGCACGGGAGAAGAUCUCCCUAAGUCGUGAGCUCGGCCAAGGGUCUUUUGGCAUGGUGUAUGAGGGCACGGCCAAGGGUGUGGUCAAAGACGAACCAGAGACGCGUGUCGCCAUCAAGACUGUCAACGAGUCAGCCAGCAUGAGGGAGCGGAUCGAGUUUCUCAAUGAGGCGUCUGUCAUGAAGGAGUUCAACUGUCACCACGUGGUUCGUCUCCUUGGAGUGGUCUCUCAGGGCCAGCCCACCCUGGUCAUCAUGGAGCUGAUGACGCGAGGAGACUUGAAGAGUUACUUGCGCUCUUUGCGACCGAAAGAGCAACAGUGGUCGAGCCUGUCUCUCCCUCCCCUGAAGAAGAUGCUUCAGAUGGCAGGGCAGAUUGCUGAUGGCAUGGCUUACCUCAAUGCCAACAAGUUUGUCCACCGAGAUCUGGCAGCCAGGAACUGCAUGGUGGCCGAGGACUUUACCGUUAAGAUAGGAGACUUUGGCAUGACCAGAGACAUCUAUGAGACAGACUACUACCGCAAAGGUGGUAAAGGCUUGCUCCCUGUCCGCUGGAUGUCACCCGAGUCUCUGAAGGACGGCGUCUUCACCACCAACUCAGAUGUCUGGUCAUUCGGGGUUGUAUUGUGGGAGAUUGCCACUCUGGCAGAACAGCCCUACCAGGGUCUGUCCAAUGAGCAAGUCCUUCGCUUUGUCAUGGAGGGAGGACUGCUGGAGAAACCACAGAACUGUCCUGACAUGCUGUUCGAGCUGAUGCGAAUGUGUUGGCAGUACAAUCCUAAGAUGCGUCCAUCCUUCGUGGAGAUCAUCAGCAGCGUAAAGGAUGAGCUGGAACCGUCUUUCAGAGAGGUUAGUUUCUUCUACAGCGCAGAUAACAAGCCGGCCGACGCUCCGCCGCUCCACCUGGACAAGCUGGACAACAUGGAUGACGUUCCUCUGGACCCUCCUUCUUCCACACAACCACAGCAAACCCCAGCCCCCCAACAGACCCCGCCCUCCCCGAGUUCAGAGGCCCCACCUGCCCCAUCGCUAGCCCCCAGCUCCCCUUCCUCUCCUUGCACGUCGAGCGUGGCCAUGGACAAGCAGCCCUCCGGCCAGCAAGCAGCCAAUGGGCUGUCGGGGGCGGGCCUCGCAGCAGCGUCGGGGCUCGGGACAGGCUCGGGCGUCACAAUGCGGCCGUCACUGGACGAACUGCCGCCGUACGCGCACAUGAACGGAGGACGCAAAAACGAGCGCACUAUGCCUCUCCCGCAGUCCUCUGCCUGCUGAUCUGCUGAUCGGACAGAAAAACCCACCCGACUGCAAACCUUCCACCUGCCGGACGUCUCAGUGGGUGGGAUUUUUCUCUUUGUUUUUUUUUUUUUUUAACAAGUACAGCAAAACCGUGUCCACCAGCUGAGUGUGGCUACUCCGUGAGAAGCAAAGACUCACAGGAAGGUGGAGAAAACUGUCAAUUAGUCCAUGUUCUGCUGUAUCUCCACACACUUUUUUCAUAUUAUUCUCGUUUUGGUUUCUACCAGCUGGCUGUCAGAUGUGACACUGCCCUUGCUGCUGAGUGGGAGGACCCAAAAGAAAAAAAGAAACGGUGGAAGACAGAAAAGACUACGAAUCAUUUGGGGGAGCUCACACUCUCUGUCUCUCUCUCUUUACGGCUGAACUUAUUUUAUAAAUUGUUGUUUGUUACUUUUUUUAUAUGUAUUUCCAAAUGGGAAAAAAACAACAUGUGUAGGCCUUUAUAAAUGACGGCGUUUUGUUCGCUUUUGAACGGGCAUUAUGGUGAAAACGUUUUGCAUAUCUAAUGAAGAAGCAGCAAUUCAGAGAGGUCAGUGUCUCUCUCAGUUGUUCAGUAGUCUGGUUGCUCUGCAGGCUGGGUGUCAGCGUAAUGCCGGGUCAACAGCCAAUCCGCUGAAACAAACAACUAGAGGGAGAAAGGUCAAUUCUGCCAAAUUUAUUGCCAAAAUUGUACUGUUUUGACAGAUUCUCUCUUGCCCUGUAAUUCUCCAACACACCGUAUUGAAAAUGGAAGCAAAAAAAAAAAAGAAAAAAGCACUUUGAUCUGCUACCACACCAUUCUCAAAAUCUGUGAUCAAAGGGAUAUUAACUUCCCCCUACAGUCCUACACCACUACUCUAUCUGCAGUUACAGUGCUCUAUCAAAUAACUUAGGUCCCAUCAGUUUAUCUGAAAUUGAGCCACAUCCUCUCACAAAGUGCUGUUCUGUUACGGUUAAACCGCCAAAUACAGUCAACAAAGAAGCAAAAAAAAAAGAAAUAAAGAAGAAAAAAAAACACCUCAAAGCAAGGACUGCGGAGGAAAGAGCGUUCAGAGGUAGAGAAAUAUGAACACAAGAUCUAAAAUGUCUCUCAGUCGGGGUACUCCGAGUUCAGAGGCGUCCUUGUUGUUGUAUACAAACAGGUAUUUUUUUAGACUAGUCAAAAGUCUCCAACAUUUACAACAUCUCUACGUGGGCAGAGCAUUUACGUACACACCAGUUGUUUGUGUCACUUUUCUAACUUUUAUACAGUUGGAGACAUUCAUCAUGUACAGAAAGAAGCUGCUAUUCCUUAUUUCUCUUGUGGUUGUAAUAUAGUCAAUAUCUAUAUAUUAAAAAGAGAAAAAACUCCUUCAGGUUGGAUCUACGAACGUUUCCACUACAGUCCAUUUUUUUAAUGCUUGUAAUUGUGUAAAGUGUAUCGGAGCUGGUUUCGUUUCUGUGUUUGCGUAAAAAGGUACGACAAUUUGCCUUGUGUUUUGAAACACCGGUAACUUCCCCCUCCCAUCUGACUCGAGGACAGUGAUGGUGCCAGUGUGUUUCUCUGGGGACACUUGGACAUCUGUCCUCUAGGGUUUGGACUAGACCACCUCUACCCUUCGUUACGCUCAGAGGUCAGGCGUCCCAACUAAAUCUCAGGUCAAAGAGAAAAGUUAAAUCCUUUUCUUCUUUCCUUUUUUUUUUCUCCUUUUUUUUUUGUGCCGUCACACCCAGAGACAUCCAGCCUGGUGUGUGUGUGUUAAACCUUUGUCUGAUUCUACAUCCCUCUGAAUCUGUUAUUGCAUUUUUUUUUUUUUAAAUCAUUUUUUAGGAGUGGUUAUUACAACAGUAGAAAACAAGAGGGACUUUUGGUCAGUUUUUGAUUGGUCCUUGGACUUACUGUGUGGAGCCCCAACACUGACACAAAGUAGAAAUCAGACAAUUCAAAAUACAACCGAAUAGUUAAGCUGUGUUUCCAUAGUUUAAUUUCACAAAACAGUUUUAAUAUUCGCUUGAAGUGGGUUUGGACUUUUUUUGAAGAUGAGUCAAUAACCAAACAGAAGAGCCUAUACCUCCACCUUCUGACAGCACUACGCAACCUAGUUUGGGAGGUUGCUUUAGCUUUAGCAGCUACUUAAAGCAUUGCGUCGUAUUCGCUUGACAGUUGUAUGGAAACACGGCUGUAAUAUUGUUAGAAAACUAUUAAAAUGGAGCAUAAAAACAGAUAUAAAACUCUUUGCAUUUUCCCUCUUGAGUUGGUAUUUUUAAAAAAGAAAAAUAUACAGCUUUAUAUAUUUUUCUAAAUAUAAUAAAACCUAA
This is a messenger RNA of Stegastes partitus (bicolor damselfish), 7349 nucleotides long. Its product is annotated as insulin-like growth factor 1 receptor. Gene Ontology annotation, molecular function: insulin receptor substrate binding; phosphatidylinositol 3-kinase binding; ATP binding. The record is from RefSeq and is a predicted model, not a curated record. NCBI's taxonomy places the organism in Eukaryota, Metazoa, Chordata, Actinopteri, Pomacentridae. Gene Ontology annotation, cellular component: axon; plasma membrane; insulin receptor complex. The coding region runs from base 795 to 5048 and encodes 1417 amino acids. The transcript is spliced from 21 exons. Gene Ontology annotation, biological process: positive regulation of phosphatidylinositol 3-kinase/protein kinase B signal transduction; protein autophosphorylation; glucose homeostasis.